AGCAGGGCUGUCCAAGCCAUGAUCGAGGUGUUGGCCAAGCUGGGCCGUGGGCCCGUCUUCCUGGCAGGGGAGGUGCUGGAGUGCGUGAUCACUUUCACCAACCCAUUAUCGGCCUCGUCUACCUCCGCCAGCAGUGAGAUGCUGGCGUGGGCCAGCGCCCAGAUCCACUGCCAGUUUCACGCCAGCGAGAACCGGGUAGCGCUCCCUCCCUCUGAUGGCAGCAAGCACGACGUGCAGGCGGAGAACGAGACAGUCUUUGUCCCCAACAGAGGAGAGCGGGGUCAGUGUAUCCUGUCCACGCCACCAAAGAUUCUCUUCUGUGACUUGCGACUGGAUCCCGGGGAGUCAAAGUCCUAUUCGUACUGUGAGACGCUGCCCAUAGACGGCCCUCCCUCUUUCCGGGGACAGUCAGUGAAGUACGUGUACAAGCUGACCAUCGGCUGCCAGCGUGUCAACUCCCCCAUCAAGCUCCUGCGCGUUCCCUUCCGUGUCCUCGUGCUGCACGGGCUCAAGGAUUACCAGUUCCCACAGGAUGAGGCGGUUGCGCCCUCAAACCCCUUCCUGGAGGAGGAAGAGGGCUUGAAGAAAGACUCUCGCCUGGCAGACCUGGCAACAGAACUGCUCAUGGUGGCCACCUCCCGACGCAGCCUGCACCUGUAUAACAUCAGCAACACUCGUGGGAAGGUGGGGACGUUCUGCAUCUUUAAGACCGUGUAUAAGAUCGGAGAGGAUGUCAUUGGGACCUUUAACUUCUCGGAAGGAGACAUCCCGUGUCUGCAGUUUUCGGUGAGCCUGCAGACGGAGGAGAGCAUCCAGGAGGAGUUCCAGCGCCGGCGGGGGCAGCCCGUCUCCUUCAGCACGCACGCCCGCCAUCAGGAGGCCUGCCUGCACACGGCCCAGAGCAGCUUCAGCCUGCCCAUCCCGCUCAGCUCUACCCCGGGAUUCACCACCAACAUCGUGUCCCUGAAGUGGAGGCUGCACUUUGAGUUUGUGACCUCUGGGGAGUCGGCGGGGACUUGCCUGGUUCGUGGGAGCCAGUCGGAGGCCGUCACCUGGACUGGGGUGGAGCAGAUCGAAGUGGACACUUUCAGCUGGGAUUUGCCCAUCAAAGUCCUUCCCACCAACCCCAUCCUGGCUUCCUACGUAUCUCAGUUCUCCAGCACUAACUCCAUCACCAUCUGAAGCGCGGAGAGCUGGUAGGGGCCUGCGGUGCUGCAAGCGCGUGCUGCCGGUGGGAAUGGCAGGCAGGACUGUCACUGGCAUGCUGCAGCGCGCGCAUCCCAGUGUCCCCAUGGGUUCAUCUGCAACGCCCAGGUGGACACUGGGCAAGUCCGUCCCACCUGCGGGUGGAGGAGCGCUGUGCUUGCUGCGGUGUCUUGUGCUGCAGCCCUCAGCUGGGAGCUGGACCCUUCCUGCCUGGGUGAAGGUGCGAGUCCCAGCACUCGCCAAAAAGAAAUCUGCCUCCCAGGCAAUGGCCCGAUGUGCCUUUACCCAACGAGGGGCUUCCACGAGGGAAAGGCCCAGCCCGGGGAAAGGAGAGGGGAGCUCUUCCAAUGAAGCCCCGUACCAGCCUUGGGUGAAGGCCCUCCCCCCUACAGAGAGACCCCCACAAGCAGAGGUCUGGUGUCCAGGGGAGGCACGCUGGCCACCUGGGCUGGGUGGGAGCCUGCUCUCCUGCCCUGGCACGCGUCCUGCCUCUUGUGAGGGGUGUCUCAUGCACACAGCCCGGUGCCCCCGUUACCUUCACCCGGAGGAGGCAGGUCCUGGCAGGCCAGCCCUGCGCUGCCGGCACGUGCUGGUGUCCUGGAUGCGGCCACGUGCUGUGGAAGCGCAGUAGUGGUGGUCCAAAACCGAGAAGCACUGAGCGCCUGGGCUGUUCUCUGCCUGCGCUCCUGGGCGCAAAGGCAUCCUGCUGGUCUCGGGAUCCUCAGGGAGCUGGAGUGAAUGCGUGCCGUGUGUUCAGGAGCUGGGAUGGAGAUCUCCCUGCUCAACAGCCAGCUCCCCAUUUCUACCAAACCUUUCGAAGAGUUUUCCUCUUUGCAUGGAAAUCUAAUAAACAUUUGAA
Messenger RNA from Aptenodytes forsteri (emperor penguin), 2065 nucleotides. It is a transcript of the gene RGP1, whose product is annotated as RGP1 homolog, RAB6A GEF complex partner 1. The transcript has 8 exons. NCBI's taxonomy places the organism in Eukaryota, Metazoa, Chordata, Aves, Sphenisciformes, Spheniscidae. Bases 19 to 1182 code for a protein of 387 amino acids. Gene Ontology annotation, cellular component: Golgi membrane; Ric1-Rgp1 guanyl-nucleotide exchange factor complex. The record is from RefSeq and is a predicted model, not a curated record. Gene Ontology annotation, biological process: retrograde transport, endosome to Golgi.